Messenger RNA from Micropterus dolomieu (smallmouth bass), 2603 nucleotides. It is a transcript of the gene cabp1a, whose product is annotated as calcium binding protein 1a. Gene Ontology annotation, molecular function: calcium ion binding. The transcript is spliced from 7 exons. Lineage: Eukaryota; Metazoa; Chordata; Actinopteri; Centrarchiformes; Centrarchidae. Bases 1191 to 1703 code for a protein of 170 amino acids. The record is from RefSeq and is a predicted model, not a curated record.
UGACUGCUUUUGACUGCUUUCUUGCCGGCUGUCAGUAGGGAACACACAGGUUUGGAAAACGACAACAAGAGUAAAUGCAAUGCCUAUAAAUACAACAGCAUUCAUUAAAUGUGUUACUCACAUUAGAUCUGCAGUUUCGAACAUUUCAGGCUUACACCUGGUGUAGCGAUGCAAAUGCACCUUUGUUGCCUUUCACAGAUAUUCAUGUCUGUAUUUUGUAUAGUGAGUGCACAAAACAUCAAAGAAAUAUUUUGACAUUUUAAGAAAAUUGCUUGUAUGCUUUCUUGCCAAGAGUUAGAUGAAAAGAUUGAUACCACACUCAUGUCUGUCAGCUCAAUAUAGGGCGUUAUAAGCGGGACUAUUUCUUGUCGUCGUAUCUGACAUUUAAAGAAACAAGAAGUGAACUGUUAAUUUGUGAGUAUUUGAGAUGCUGAUAGGCGGAUUUUGUUACCUUCAAACCGAGCUAGGCUAGCUGUUUCCCCCUGUUUCCACUCUUUGUGCUAAGCUAAGCUAAUCAGCUGCUGGCUGUAGCUUAAUAUUUACUGUGCAGACAUGUGAGUGGAAUCUAUCUUAUCUAACACUUGGCAAGAAAGCGAAUAUGCGUAUUUCCCGGUACUCAGUAACAACCCCACCUGCAUAAUCCACAGGUUGUGUAUCUCCUUGUCUACACUGUUAAAUGGUUGCAGAUAAAUCAAUGUACAUGUACAGAUAGUAGGUUAAUUGCAUGAAGAGAGUGGCCUUAAUCUUUUGUACUUGUAGUUGUAAGUGAUGACGGUGGAUGCAGAUACAGUGUCGAUGGUGCAGGUAUGUUGGAUUGGCUGUUUAUCCUUGCUUAGGCUCAUGUGCCUCCUGCGUAUUUUCAGUGGUUCCGGUCAGACAGUCGUUCGGGCCUGACGUCAUCACUCAGUGUUUAGACUUCUCAUUGCUCUUGCUGUUAACCCAUGAGCGUUCUGGGAUUUGUCUGCCUCUCUCUUCUGCCCUUUAAAGGUUGUGUUCAUUGUAAGCAAGCGUUGUAAAAAAACAGAAACAGCCACAUUCUUCUGUGAACUUGGUUCCCGGUCACGCUUGAUAGGGAUCAGCCUAUUUAUACUUGGAGGUUUUGUCAACAAGAUGUGAGAUAGUCUUGGUCUACUGUUCAUCUUUCUUUUUUUCGGGAUCCUUAAGUUGAGGAUUGAGGAUUGAGGAUUGAUAUGGAGAAGAUCGAUUUAGAUCUGGGCAUCACUCGAGUCACAGCAUUGUCAGUGGACAGAGAGCUGCGGCCAGAAGAAAUGGACGAGUUGCGGGAUGCUUUCAAAGAGUUUGACAAGGACAAGGACGGUUUCAUCAGCUGUAAAGACCUUGGAAACUGUAUGAGAACCAUGGGAUACAUGCCCACUGAGAUGGAGCUUAUUGAACUGAGCCAACAGAUAAAUAUGAACUUGGGAGGUCAUGUUGAUUUUGAGGAUUUUGUAGAGUUGAUGGGCCCAAAACUCCUCGCCGAAACUGCAGACAUGAUUGGAAUAAAAGAGUUAAAAGACGCGUUUAGAGAGUUUGACACUAACGGAGAUGGCGCCAUAAGCACAUCGGAGCUCCGAGAUGCCAUGAGGAAGUUGUUGGGCCAGCAGGUGGGUCUAAAGGAAGUAGAAGAUAUCCUUAGGGAUGUUGAUUUGAACGGUGACGGGCUUGUUGACUUUGAAGAGUUUGUACGAAUGAUGUCUCGCUAAGAUCAUGAAAUGAUCGGUCCUGAAUGUGAAGCUGUGUCCUUCUCUAUACUUGACCAAGUACGACAGAGGACAUGCUAAGAUCUCUGAGCCACCCAAAUCUGAAUGACACUGGAAUUAAAACUCCUUGAAUGUUAUGGAGCGAGGAGUCACCUCACACUUUUAGUCAAUAAGUGUUCUUCCUGAAAGGCCUCCAAUUCAACUGAGGCAGAAUUUGCUGUAGCCUAGCAGAAGAUUGUUCAACUUAUAUUUUUUGCACUUUAAUUCUCACUAAAUAACUUCCUGUGUGGAUAGAUUGCUGGUGUCUUUGUCUCAUCCUCUACAUGGUAAAAUUAAGUGUCUUGCAAAAUGUCACCUUUGAUGUACAAAAGUCAGAAUGAUAGAGUGAAUGUCUGUAAAAAAAAAAAAAUAAUAAUAAUAAUUUCAGUGCACUGUUGAACAUUUCAGUUCAUUUUUUUCACGCAGUAUGUGUUACAUUCGAAAUUGUACGUGGAAUGUCCUGUGACACUGGUGCUCCACGAAGGGCCCCAUGUGGCCAUAUCACACUUUUAUUGCAACUGUGUGACCAUCUGUGAUAUUUCAGCGUGCAAGUCCAGCCCUGUAAAAGCAUCACUGUCUGACAACUACAUGCAACGAAGAAGCAGAUCUGAGAUAUUAAUGAGAAACAGAACUCUGAAACACAUUUUCACAUAUGUUAUUCGCCCAUAACGUCUCCAUAGCGUCCUGAGAGACAGUAGGAAUGACAUAUGUGAACUGUAUUUACAGUGGAUGUGAUUAUGUCCUACCUGUACUGUAUGUCAACGUCAAUAUGAUUGUAAUUGUGGUAGCGUUCCACACAUCUGUGUUGUCGGAUUUUUAUGCAUGCCAAAGAGAGAAAUUUAUUAAAUUCAGUAUGCACAUUUG